AUGUUGGCAGUCAAAUCAUCAAUGCGUUGCUUUUCAACCACCGCUCCUGCGUUUAAAACGAUUAAAAUUGGGUUAAUCCCCGGUGACGGAAUCGGAAGAGAAGUGAUCCCGGCUGGACAAAAGGUGUUAGAAAGCUUACCUUCCAAAUACGACUUGCAAUUUGAGUUUGUCCAAUUGGAUGCUGGUUAUGAAUUGUUCAAAAAAACUGGAACUGCAUUGCCAGAGAAAACGGUAGAUACCUUGAAAAAUGAAUGUGAUGGUGCCUUGUUUGGUGCUGUUUCUUCCCCAACUACAAAAGUAGCUGGAUACUCAUCCCCAAUUGUCGCCUUAAGAAAAAAGUUGGGCCUCUAUGCCAAUGUACGUCCAGUGAAAUCGGUCAGAGGAAUUGGAAGACCAGUUGAUAUGGUCAUUGUUCGUGAGAAUACUGAAGAUUUGUAUGUCAAGGAUGAAAAAACUUACGAAAAAGAAGAUGGAACCAAAGUUGCCGAGGCAAUCAAGAGAAUCACCGAAACUGCGCUGAAAAGAAUUGCCAAGAUGGCCUUUGAUAUUGCUGUUCAAAGACAAGCUAUUAGAGACGCAUCAGCAUCAAGUGAUCAACUUCACACGUCGCCAUCAGUUACAGUCACCCACAAGUCAAAUGUUUUGUCCCAAUCCGACGGUUUGUUCCGUGAAUCUUGUAGGGAAGUCUACGAUGCAAACAAGGAUAAGUACAAGGAUGUUGAAUACAAGGAGCAAAUUGUUGAUUCAAUGGUCUAUAAAAUGUUUAGAGAUCCAGAAGUUUUCGACGUCGUUGUUGCACCAAAUUUAUAUGGUGACAUUUUGAGUGAUGGCGCCGCUGCCUUGGUUGGAUCCUUGGGUGUAGUUCCUUCAGCUAACGUUGGUGAUUCAUUUGCUAUUGGUGAACCUUGCCACGGAUCUGCUCCAGAUAUUGAAGGAAAGGGUAUUUCAAAUCCAAUCGCUACCAUAAGGUCUACUGCUUUGAUGUUGGAGUUCAUGGGUCACGCAGAAGCUGCCGCAAAAAUCUAUGAAGCUGUUGACGCAAACUUGGCUGAAGAUAAAAUCAAGACACCAGAUUUGGGUGGUCAAUCAUCUACGAAUGAGGUUGUUGAAGAUAUUAUCAAAAGGUUUUAA
Lodderomyces margitis is the source of this 1131-nucleotide messenger RNA. RefSeq names its product homoisocitrate dehydrogenase (gene LYS12). Gene Ontology annotation, biological process: isocitrate metabolic process; tricarboxylic acid cycle. The transcript has a single exon. Gene Ontology annotation, cellular component: mitochondrion. Lineage: Eukaryota; Fungi; Ascomycota; Pichiomycetes; Serinales; Debaryomycetaceae. Bases 1 to 1131 code for a protein of 376 amino acids. Gene Ontology annotation, molecular function: magnesium ion binding; isocitrate dehydrogenase (NAD+) activity; NAD binding. The record is from RefSeq and is a predicted model, not a curated record.